Messenger RNA from Trypanosoma brucei brucei TREU927, 144 nucleotides. RefSeq lists its product as hypothetical. The transcript has a single exon. NCBI's taxonomy places the organism in Eukaryota, Euglenozoa, Kinetoplastea, Trypanosomatida, Trypanosomatidae. Bases 1 to 144 code for a protein of 47 amino acids. The record is from RefSeq and is a predicted model, not a curated record.
AUGAAAACCCCACUUAACGCGAGCGGCGCCUUCAAUUUCAUACUUGCGUGUUCUGCUGCUGUUUGCGUCUUCACCAAAAAAAAAAAAAUGAAAGAAAAUGAAAGAAAAAAAAACGGCUUCAGCCGUUCGUCUGGUUUUAUUUAG